GCUGCUGACAGCGGUUCCCGGGUCCCCCCCCCCCACCCCCCCCACCCCCGCCCUGCCGCCGUCGGUGCUUCACGUACAUGUGUCUCUCCAGGCCGGCUCGAGGCGCCCAGCAGAGCAUCCACCACGGCCGCCGGGGAGAGACCGCCCACCAUGCCCACCGAGACGCUGCAGCCAGGUAGCAUGGUGAAGCCGGUCAGCCCCGCGGGCACCUUCACCUCGGCCGUGCCCCUGCGCAUCCUCAACAAAGGGCCCGACUACUUCCGCAGGCAGGCCGAGCCCAACCCCAAGCGGCUGAGCGCCGUGGAGCGCCUGGAAGCCGACAAGGCCAAGUACGUCAAGAGCCAGGAGGUGAUCAACGCCAAGCAGGAGCCCGUGAAGCCCUCGUCGGUGCUGGCCAAGCCGCCCGUGGGCCCCGGGGGCGGCAAGCGCGCGCUGGGCAGCCCCACGCUCAGGGUGUUCGGGAACCACCACGCCAAGCCCGAGGGGGGCACGCAGCGCGAGACCCUCAAGCUGGAGAUCCUCAAGAACAUCCUCAACAGCUCCGAGGGCUCCAGCGCGGGCUCGGGCCACAAACACGCCUCCCGCAACUGGCCCCCGCACCGAUCGGACGCCUCGGACCUGCACCGCCACUCCUUCGCCGAGUCCCUGAAGGUGUACCCCACGCCCGGCCGGGGCAGCCCCCAGGAAAGCAGCUCCCACGUGAGCAGGAGGCGGCUGCUGGAGCCCUCGGCCGAGUCCUUCCUGCACGUGUCGCACAGCUCCUCGGACAUCCGCAGGGUGACCAGCAGCGCCAAGCCCCUCAGAGCCAUCCCCUGCAGCAGCUCCGCCCCGCCCCUGCCCCCCAAGCCCCAGGUCGCCGCCCCCCUCCCGUCCCCCGAAGCCGACCACCCCCCGGUGGAGCCGGCCUGCGGGGUCAGCCGGAGGCCCUCCCUCCAGCGGUCCAAGUCGGACUUGAGUGACAGGUACUUCCGAGUGGAUGCCGACGUGGAGAGGUUUUUCAACUACUGUGGACUGGACCCCGAAGAACUGGAGAACCUGGGCAUGGAGAACUUCGCCCGGGCCAACUCCGACAUCAUCUCCCUCAACUUCCGCAGCGCCAGCAUGAUCAGCUCAGACUGUGAACAGUCUCAGGACAGCAACAGUGACCUUAGGAACGAUGACAGUGCCAACGACCGCGUGCCCUACGGCAUCUCCGCCAUCGAGAGGAACGCUAGGAUCAUCAAGUGGUUGUAUAGCAUCAAACAAGCUAGAGAGUCACAGAAGGUGUCCCACGUGUAAGACAGGACGCCCGGCUGGGAAGGACUGGCGGGGAGGGGCGGGUCUGUCUGUGCAUAUGCAGUCGUGAGGGUUGUGAGGUCUCCUUUGAAGUGUUGUGAACUGCCCACCCUUUUGUGUUGCUCCGUUGUGCAAUGUUUUCCGGUUGCAUGCCUCCUGUCAACAUGGCGACUAGCCUGGCUUCCCCUUCACACCUCCGCAGAGCCUGGCUGACCACUGCUCACCUCCCAAAAGUGUCAGGCCAGAUUCGAAAUUCGGGCUUUGGCUCUUAGGCAAAACUGUUUGUUUACAAGGGGGCGCGGGUGGGGGGGGGGGGGAAUGGUAUACGAUUUCUUCAAUAUUUAUGUGGUUCUUUUGUGUUUUUAUACCCCUCGCUCUUGUGUCUUAACUAAAAAAGUUGUAUCAACUGGUCUUCAAGUUGAGAGCAGAAUCUUUUCGAAAUAAAAAGCCACUUUGCCUACAUGUGAGACCCUUAAAAGGGGGGGAAACAACUAGGAUUUGCCACCAAAUGAAUAGUAACUGCCCGAUAUAGAACCAAGCUGGGUUUUCUGUGAAUAAAGUUGUGAGCCUGACAUUAGUUGUUUUCAUGUUGAAAUCUUCUUGCCACUUCCUAGAGACUCAUUGGGACCACAGUACUAAGUCCUGUGUCCGAUUCAGUGUGUAUAUGUUGCUGUUUCUGUGUAAUACCCCAAUUAAAGAAAGACAAUCAAAAACAACCAAGGUUUAUUAAAUCUAGGAGUUUGGAUAUUUUGGAAUUUUGUUGCUGUUCAGAUUGGAAUAAUUCAAAAGUUCCUAGCAUCAAUCUUUCUAACUUGAAUGGCCUGCCCUAUUGUGGAUUCUGAAUGCCUUUAAAAAACAGAAAAAAGAAAAAAGCUGUGUUUAGUUUGGAGAGGUUUUUUGUUGUUGUUCCUUUGUUUUUGCUGUUAUGUUUUUAGGCAAGAACUAGUUUGUGUCAUUUCUUUUCCUCACUCCCUUUGUAGUUGUUCUAUUUGGGGGACUGGAGUGGGACUUGCAUAGGUUUGAGCUAUCUGAAGUCAUGAACAAAAAUGGAAAUACCAGCCAUAUCAGUAUAGAGCCUCCCAUUCAAAAAUGAAUCAUCUCUGAGCAGUGUAAUUCGGUUGUCUUGCAUAUGUUGUUCUCUCAGGCUGUGGGCAUUUGUUAAAGCUCGAGGAAAUUGUAGAAACACUGUAGUUUUUCCACUCUGUAGUCUCUAAGCUGCCUAUCACCUUUGUCUUUGCCCCGCCCCUCCCCUACCUGUUCCUCCAGGUGAUUGGUCAGCUGUCAGCCAGCUGAUCCUAGGGCAUUGCACAGGGGUCUGCUUCAUUGUUUUCAUGCUCAGAAGUUCCCAGCAGCAGCACCUUAGUCUUCAUCAGCUAAUACGAAACUUUUUAUGGUGUAAAUGCAUAAGACUUUGUACAUACUUGCGUUGUUAUGGAAUCUUUAAGAAAAAAGAAAACAAGAAAAAGUUAUGCUAAUAAAGAUCUCUGGUGCAGGUU
Molecule: messenger RNA, 2771 nt
Organism: Perognathus longimembris pacificus (Pacific pocket mouse)
Lineage: Eukaryota; Metazoa; Chordata; Mammalia; Rodentia; Heteromyidae
Gene: Fam110b
Product: family with sequence similarity 110 member B
Exons: 2
Coding region: 151-1278 (375 amino acids)
Source: RefSeq, a predicted model, not a curated record